GGAACUAUCACCUACACCGAUAACCGACUGACAUCCUUCAUAUUCAUUGAAUAAUACAACUUUCCGAUUUGAACUUAUAAUGAAUUAUUUACAUUUAAUCUUUUAUUAACUGUUAUUGGAAUACAUAGUAAUUUAGAGGUGAAUGAGCAGUAACUCGUAAGAUAAUGGCAUCCUACAACGGACUAGCAGAAAACAUAAACAAAACCAGACUUGAUAAUCAAAAAAUUCUGAAAGAUCUCAAGAAAUUGGAAACUACCAUCAAAUAUCUGAAAUCCUUUCCACCGUCAGAACUGAGUGAAGAAAUCAAAACGAAAAUCCACCUACUGGUGACUUCGUCGCAGGUUUUGCAAGCAAGGCUGUUUCGGAGUGCAGUCGAAUCAAAGACACUGGAUGAGUUGUGGGAGGGCAAUGGGAUGCUCAAGUAUUUGUUUGAAUCAAACAUCAAACAUUACUCAGUCAACAAUCAGUUGAAGUGUCUGAUCUGCGAUGAAUGGUUGCCAGCAUCACGAGAGCAACUCAAGAAUCAUCUAGAAGGCAGCAGCCAUAUCCAGCGUUAUUUGGACACUAUACAAGGUGAAACUAUGUCAUACUGGAAAGAUACUAUCUCCCUGUUCUCUUCUACUUCAGGGGAAAUGGGUGAAGAGCUUAGUUUAGACAAUGACAGAUGUCUGAUGCUGAAAUAUGGCAAGUUUAUUGAUUUCAACGGUCCCAACGAUAUGCUAUUUUGCAAGUUAUGCUGCACUACCAUACCAAAGAACAACAACUGUCUUCAAGCCCAUUUCAAGGAAAGUCUACAUCAAGAACUGUUCAAAGAUGUUGUCAAUGCUAUUGUGGGUAGAACAAAGAACAAUUUGGACAAAACAAAAAACAAGAACAUAUUUACUGACAGUGAGCCGGAUUCACUAACAUUAAUGAGCUUCAAAAACGUUCAGAAUGGGGAACUUGCCACAGGUACAUCGAUUCAGCCAAUUAAUCAAAACAGAGCAGAUAUGGAAAGUUGGUUCAAAGACACAAUCGAUAAAUUCAUUGUUGAAUUUCUUGAGGAUGGUUUUCCCAAUGACAAACUUUAUAUUUGCAGCAUUUGUCAAGUUCAUACAAGUUCGUACAAAAGAUGGCAAGAGCAUUGCUUCAGUGUAUCACACGAAACUCGUAUGAUAUUGAGUAGCAACGUCUCAUACUAUCCUUGCCAAUGCUCCACUGAAAUGAUCUGCCCCAACUAUAUCAGGGAGUAUCAUAUGAAUAAGAAUCACGACCGACUUUUGAAGCUUUUCAAUUCACUGAAACUGAAACAAGUGAGAUUUGAUGUGAGUGAUGACGAUGAUGCAACAUCAGACGAAGAUAACAACAAUCGGAGGUCAAUUUUGGAAUCGAGAUUCAAUAACUCUGUUAAAAAUUUGGGGGCUAAACCCAAAAUUUUGAAUGUUCACAAUGGUGUUGAUAAAAGGAAUAAUCCUUCUGCUAAAAAACAAGUGAAAAAAAUCGAUGAAAAUGAUACUACUUGUGCAGAUACUGGUGAUGCUACUCCAAUUGGACUAUCUGAUAUACCUGAUAAUGCAUCAGAUGAUGACUUGAUUAGAGAGAUACAACAUUUUGGAAGUAUAAAGAAAAUUGAGAGAGUUAAGCCUUCAUUUGCGAAUGUGUAUAUUGAAUUGAGAGAGGAAUUUCAGAGCAUCGUUUAUUUGGGACUCACAAUAACUGUUAAGGGCACCGUGGUCAGCGUUACUGACCCAAUUCUGCAAUCAAAUACUGACUCUGGUGCUAAUGACGCAAGAAACAAACAUGUUGUUGAUGCUCAAAUUCCCAUAUCGAUGUCAACAAAAUUUCAAGAAGAAUCGCCUUUCAGGUCAAUGGUUUUAGAGUUAAUGGCUAGGUCGGAAAUUAAUGAUGCUCUUUCACCAAUAAUCAAACAUCAUUUGAAAGAAUCCUUAUCGUUGACUGGGCAGGUCAUAAUAGUCGGAUCACAAGCUUUGAAACUUACUUUCGACAAGUCCUCAACAAUGGACUUUUUUGUUGAAAUUGAUGAUAACUAUUUUGGUAAAAAAACGGAACUUACCGCAGUUGAGCUGAGUGCACGAACAAUUAGACUUUUCGAUUUGUUGAAACAGUCCAAGCAUUUCAAGAAUGUCGAGAUUGUCGGCGAUAAUGUGCAAGUUCUCACACUAGUCUACAGUGACACGGACAGAAAAUGCCAGAUUUUCUUCAGGGAUGGCCUGGUUGUUGAAAAGACCAACUUGAGCCUGAUUUAUCUGAAUUGUGAUAAAAAUAUUGGUGAGAUGGUCGUUGCUAUCCUGGAAUGGUUCAAAGAGAUAGGUCUGCGCAACGCUCUGCCAACCUACUCGAUUCUGUGGCUGGCUCUGUUUCCUCUCAUCACAAAACACUAUCUUUGUCCCGUUGUUAUUUUGAGGAACAAUAAUGACGCUGGUAGAAAGAUGAUUUCAGGAUGGGAUUGUCGGUACUCUGCAAGCUUCUCUCCCAAAACGGCAGCGCUGCCGAGUGCCUAUGUUUUGGUUCGAAAAUUUUUCGAAUUCUAUUCAGACGCUCGUAACUUUGACAAGAAAGUGUUGGCUCCUCUGACGGGCGAAAUAUUCGACCAUCAAAGAGUGCGGCAGAAGAAACUGCCCCCACCCUACAGCCGCUACUCCCAUCUCAUUGCGACCAAAUCGGUGCGAUUCUUCAAACUCAGCAGCGGCAUUUGCCUGCAGGAUCCUCUGCAGCUCAACUACAACUUGACAUUGCCGCUGCAGGGUAAGAACCUGAACAAGUUUGUUGCCAGCUGUAAAUCUACACUGCAAUGCUUCAAUCAGUAGUUUGAAUCAGACAGUGUUAAUGGAGUAUAGUUGACUAAGCUGAUAAAUACCUAUACAUCAAUCAUUUUACAAUUAAAUAUAUGUUACAUUAUUUGCUAUUCUAUGAAGUAAUUUCGGUAAGAAAAAUAUAAUAUAACAGUGAAACGUUUGCUGAAACUAGGAAUAUUCGAAUGUCUUCAAUUUUGACUUUUCCACUUUUACGAAGUCGACAUAUUCGAUUAAGAAAGUUAUCAGAUUUGACAGUGGAAACGUGGAAAGUAUUCAAUUUCUACUGUGCAAAAAUAUUAAAUUUGACUGAAGAAAGUGUUGACAUUUAACUAUGAGUUUCACUAAUAUUUGUCCAAAUUUGACUCGACAAUUCUCUAUUUGUGCCAUGCUCAUGAUUAAACCAAACUGAUAGAGCCUAAGAUGUAGAUUUGUUUAGAAUUCUCAAAAGUCACAUUCUGUCUUCACCCCAGACUAGAACUAUUGUGCUUCCAAGGAGAGAAUUCUCGACCGUCAGUUAUAACCAAGGUGAAAGAUACUAUUUUGUAUUUGAACUAUCUUGUUCUAAAUUAUUCUUGUGCUCGUCUAAUCCAAACUUGAGCUGAACUUGUGUUGACAUAUUCAACGACUGAUGUGAUAAAUAACUGAAGACUUAUGUGAUAGAUUAACUAGUGUUGAAUAUAGAUUGUUAAAAAGUUAUAUAUAUAUAGAUUAAGAUAUAACGAUGAACUUCUAAUAUGGGUGGAAAGCAUUAUACUUGACUCUACGUACUUUCAUCUAUUCAUGUUACUAAAGACUGAUGUGACACAUAAUUAAGCCUAGUUUUUGUUGAUAAUUACGUGCCUUUUUUGUGACUCGAAAUGUUUUCAGCUACUCAUAUUACUAAAGCUUGAUGUUAUAUUUUAUGAACUAAUUUUCAUUGUAGAGAAAAGCCCCUUAUUUGUAACUAACAUAUUUUGUUGCAGUCAUUUUACUUAGGAUGAAUUGCUGUAGAUAUCAUUCGAGUAAACGACUCAACCAUAACUCUUGAAAUUUUGUCAUUCCAAUAUAUAUAUAUAUAUAUAUAUAUAUUAUAUAUAUAUAUAUAUAUGAUAAACUAAUUUAAUAAUUAAAACUAUUGAGUAACAAAUUACGAAUUACAAAUAAUUACCUAUUUUGCGAAUAAUUCAAUAUUAUGUAUUUUAGUCUCUAGUGACUGGUAUUUUUGACUUACUUUGCUAUCUACUAUUAAUAUUUUCUAUGUUGCUUUUGUCAGCUUCCUUAUAAGUAGUCAUCAAGAAUAUUUUUUGUUGAAUAUUCUUCAUUUUGAUUUUCUUGAUGUUUUUUAUAAGAAAGUUCUAUGAUGUUGAUUAAAUUAAUCCAAUUCAAUAAUAUUUGUACAGAAAUAUCCAAAUAAUAUUAUUUAAAUUAAGGUGAGGUAGAUUUGUUUGGAAUGAAACUAUUCGGUAGCCUCAAUUUAUGUUUUCUAGCUUCAUUCGAUUAUUUUUCUUACAACUCCUAUUUGAUAUCGUAUAAUUGAUACUUUUAUUCAAGAUUGGGGUAUUAUCCAGGGAAUUUUAUACUGUCGUCAUUGUUGAUUUCAUCCCCAAUUGAAAAUAUUGUCUAAAUAUAGGGCCUGUUAGGUAUUGCUUAAAUUAAUAGAUGAUAAGUGAAGUUUAUACAGCCUAAACUUUUUUUCCAAAUUUUCUCCAAAACUGAUUGGCAAUAAUGACAUUGAAUUCGGUGCCUUCUCAUAAUAUUAAGGAUUCAUAAUAAAUAUACUCUUUGAUCGCAAUAAUUGUUCUUCUAUAUUUAAUCCAAACUAUAUUUUGACUGUAUAAGAAAUUAUCGUUACCCUGUCACAAGUAUAUUGGUAGCUUCACUUGAUAAUUAGCUUAGAAGACUUAUGGCUAUGCCUAUAUAAUUUUGUGAACAAAAAAUAAUAAUUGUAUAAGCAAAUGUUCUAUUUUGAUAGUGUUUUUCUUAAUUCCAUAGUUUGAAAAUGUUAUAGCUUAAAAAAAAUAAUAAAUGAUGUUUUUCAAAAGA
Nilaparvata lugens (brown planthopper) is the source of this 4817-nucleotide messenger RNA. RefSeq lists its product as uncharacterized. NCBI's taxonomy places the organism in Eukaryota, Metazoa, Arthropoda, Insecta, Hemiptera, Delphacidae. Bases 165 to 2807 code for a protein of 880 amino acids. The transcript is spliced from 8 exons. Gene Ontology annotation, biological process: RNA 3'-end processing. The record is from RefSeq and is a predicted model, not a curated record. Gene Ontology annotation, molecular function: nucleotidyltransferase activity.